Molecule: messenger RNA, 1350 nt
Organism: Chelonoidis abingdonii (Abingdon island giant tortoise)
Lineage: Eukaryota; Metazoa; Chordata; Testudines; Testudinidae
Source: RefSeq, a predicted model, not a curated record
AUGUCCUGCCUGCGCUGCACCAUGGGAGUGUUGGCCUCGCCCACAGACAGCGCCUCGAAAGCCGGGGGUCCUUCUCCAGCACGCAAACCCCUGACUGGGACACAAAACUUAAAGCGAUUUGGCAUCCCGCUCAUUGCCACCGUCCUGAGCAUGGCCACCAUCAUUGUAAUUGCCUUCCUAAUCAAGGCAACUCUAGAACACUACUACUUCCUCUGCAGUAAGACAGUCAAGUUCAUCCCCCUGCAGCAGCAGUGUAAUGGGCAGGACGAUUGCUCCUGGGGAGAGGAUGAGGAGAACUGUGUGAAGCAGGUCCCAGAAGGCCCACUAGUGGAAGUCCGCAUUUCCCAAGACAGAACCACCUUGCAGGUGCUAAACAAAGAGACUGGAGCCUGGUUCUGGGCAUGUCAUGAUAACUUUCAUAUGACCCUGGCAAAAGCAGCUUGCAAGCAAAUGGGCUACAGCAGCGUCCCCACGUUCAGCGCGGUGGAUAUUGCAGACACACAGGGCCUGCCCAUCAAGGAGGUCACACUGAACAAUGGGGUCCUCCGAGGGCAAGACUCCGGCAGGCAGUGCCUCUCUGGAUCCGUCGUUUCACUCACAUGUGCCACCUGCGGAGAAAGUGUGAGGUCUCCACGUGUGGUUGGUGGGGGCCAGGCCAGGAUCCACUCUUGGCCAUGGCAGGUCAGCUUACAGCACAAAACCCAGCACCUCUGUGGGGGCAGUAUCAUUGACCCGAGGUGGAUUCUCACAGCAGCACAUUGCUUCAGGAACAACCUGGCCCUUCAGAACUGGCGAGUGAAAGCAGGAUCCGAAAUCCUCUCCAACUUCAACACUAUCCCCGUAGAAAAGAUCUUCAUCACUGACAGUAGUUAUACGUUUACUAAAGAUAAUGACAUCGCCCUGGUAAAGCUGAAGUCUCCCUUAAGUAUUUCAGACACAGUUAAGCCAAUCUGUCUGCCUUUUUUUGAUGAGCAACUGCCCCCUAAUGCCCCCCUGUGGGUGACAGGCUGGGGCUACACACAGCAGGAUGGUACAUUGUCCAAGUCUCUGCAGCAGGCCCAGAUCAAACUGAUUGACAGCAACACCUGCAAUGCUCUCGACGCCUACCAGGGGGCCGUCUCAGAUAAGAUGCUAUGUGCAGGCCUUAUGGAAGGUGGUGUCGAUACCUGCCAGGGAGACAGCGGUGGCCCCUUGAUGUACAAUCCAGGGCACUGGCAGGUGGUGGGGAUCGUCAGCUGGGGACAUGGCUGUGGCGGACGAAGCACUCCUGGCGUCUACACCAAAGUUCAGGCCUAUCUCAACUGGAUCUACACCGUCCAGAAGGUCAGCGUCCUUGUCUCUAUAACCUGA